AUGAGCAUCUCCGAAUUAGAACAUGUGCGUGGUGUUUGGGGACGAACCAAGAACGACAGUGCCAUCUAUCGACUUCUUCUCUCAGAUGUCGAGAUUGUCAGCGCCACUCGCGGCGAGAUGCAAGCCCGUCUUAAUCUCACUCCCGAUCAUGUAAACUCCCGGGGUACCAUCCACGGAGCUGUGUCCGCAUCAAUCAUGGAUUGGGCCGGUGGCAUGGCCAUUGCAACUCACGGAUUUGAGAAAACUGGUGCCAGCGUUGACAUUCACGUUUCAUAUCUUUCUACUGCCCACGCUGGUGACGUACUGAACAUCCAUGCAGUAGCAGAUCGUGUCGGAAAGUCAAUGGCCUUCACUACCAUCAAGAUCUUCCGAAUUGUCGAUGGUGAGCUUGGUCCUCUGGUUGCCACUGGUUCUCACACGAAGUUUUUGCCUGUCUCCAAGGAGAAUCGCCAACCCAAAACUGAGUGA
Messenger RNA from Penicillium antarcticum, 468 nucleotides. RefSeq names its product PaaI family thioesterase. Bases 1 to 468 code for a protein of 155 amino acids. The transcript has a single exon. Gene Ontology annotation, molecular function: fatty acyl-CoA hydrolase activity. NCBI's taxonomy places the organism in Eukaryota, Fungi, Ascomycota, Eurotiomycetes, Eurotiales, Aspergillaceae. The record is from RefSeq and is a predicted model, not a curated record.